AUGGCAUUGCAGAGAUACUUUCCAUCAGAAUAUGGGUUAGAUGUCGAUCGAGUCCAACUUUUGGAGCCAGCAAAAAGCGUGCUCGAAAAAAAGGUUAAAAUCAGACAAGCAAUCAGGAUGGCAGGAAUUCCCUUCACCUUUGUCUCAAGCAAUCUUUGUGCAACAUACUUCCUUUCUAGACUUGGGCAAGUUGAAGGUGAUGGAGCCCCAAAAGAUGAAGUCUCCAUCAUAGGGGAUGGAAAUGCCAAAGUUAUUUUUGUGGGCGAGCAAGAUAUUGCAACAUAUGCCAUCAAAGCUGCAGAAGACCCAAGAACUCUGAACAAGAUCUUAUAUGUGAGACCAUCAGCUAACAUCUACUCUCAAAAUGAGCUUGUAUCCCUUUGGGAGAAGAAAACUAAGAACACCCUUAGAAGGACUUAUCUUUCUGAAGAAGAGAUUAUGAAGAAGAUCCAAGGCACUCCGUAUGCGGUCUCUUUUAUUUAUGCUAUCGCACACGCAGGCUUCAUAAAGGGAGAGAUGACCAACUUUGAGAUAGAUCCCUCAAUAGGAAUAGAGGCCUCAAAUCUCUACUGCGAAGUCAAGUAUAUCACCGUCGAUGAAUGUCUUGAUAAAUUCAUAUGAUGUACUUUGGUUUAACAUUUUGAAGAUCCCUUAAAGUGGCUAAGCUACUAAAUAAAAUGAAUUA
Messenger RNA from Elaeis guineensis (African oil palm), 685 nucleotides. NCBI's taxonomy places the organism in Eukaryota, Viridiplantae, Streptophyta, Magnoliopsida, Arecales, Arecaceae. The record is from RefSeq and is a predicted model, not a curated record.